GUCUUCUUUGCGCCGUCUUCUCACCGGAGAAUGAGUACAACUACGGCUGCUAUUCCGCCGCGACACCAGUCGAAGGUUGAUCCGAAUAACGUUAACAGAGCCGUGAAGUCUCUGCUAAAAUGGUGGGACUCCAAAUCCAAGACCGAGAACUCGGAAUCGCUCGAGAACGACGGUUUCGUCUAUCUAACCGUGACACUUAAGAGAAUCCCCCAGUUGGAUCGUACGAACCCUUUGAUGAUCCCUCUUCCUCAUCCUCUCAUCGAUCUGACCGCCGAAGAUUCACCGGAGCUCUGUUUGAUUAUCGACGACAAACACAAGAACAAAAUCACAAAGGAAGCUGCUUUGAAGAAGAUCGAAGCAGAGAAGAUUCCAAUCACAAGCGUGAUUAAAGUCUCUAAAUUGAAAUCCGAUUUACGCAAGUUAGAGGAGGAGAAGCGAUUCGAGUUGUAUUUCGCGGAGAGGAGGCUAAUGGCGAUUUUGCCGAAGCUGUUGGGGAAAGAGUUUGUUAAGAAGAAGAAGAAUCCGAUUGCGAUUAACUUAAGACACGGUAAUUGGAAAGAGCAGAUCGAAAAAGCUUGUGAAUCGGCUUUGUUCUUCGUUGGUAUAGGUACUUGCAGUGUUGUUAAAGUAGCGAAAUUGUCAAUGGGAAGGAAGGAGAUUGCAGAGAAUGUUGUAGCGGCCAUGAAUGAGAUUGGUGAAUCAGUUCCUGGUAAAUGGAAGAAUGUUAAAUUGUUUCAUCUCAAGUUGCUUGAGAGCUUGGCAUUGCCUGUUUAUCAAUCAGUUGCUUGAUGAAAAUGUUUAAAGAAGGUGAUGGCUGAUCUGGUUCCUCCAAUUAGUCACAAGUUUUGGGUUUUAUUUUUAGUGGAAUUUUUCUCUUAUGUGAUGCAUGUAAUGUUUAGAUUAUGUCUAGAGUGAACAAAACUGUUUUGAAUGAUUACAUUGCAACAGAUGGUUUUAAUACAAAUUUCCAUGAGUGGGUCUUAUGAAUUUACUGGUAACUUUGGCUUCUUUUGAUAUGAAUAUAUAUAGUCACAUGAAUUCUCUAUCAUCUGUUACAAGCAGAAUGUUGAUGUAUGAAUAUGAGAGGAUGGUUUCUGGUGAUGUAUAAGAAAGAAUCUAGAUUUCCUACUUUAUUGAAUUGCUUAUUUGCUUUGUUCUUCACAAAGGUAGAUUCUAUUGAUCUUUCUUUGUUCCACAAUUGUUCUUGCAUAAUCUCUUGAUGGAUUUGAGUUCUUCUUCAAGUUUCAAUUUUUGGUGUUUCCAAUCUCUUGAUGAUAUAUUUGAGACUCUCAGUUGAAAUUUCUAAAUUCUUGUUCGAUAUCUUUUUGAAACGGCAAAGAUGAUUUGAUGAACUUUGAAGUGUCCGUUAAAGCCGAUCAUGGGAUACAGUAACGGUUUAUAUCUUUUCACUUUCCAAUUCCUUGUACUCAAAUUCUUAUUUUUGUAUAGCUACGUUCCCGACUAGUUCUUGUUAAUCUAAAACUUGAACGCUACAUAAACAAUUCUUUAUCUC
Arabidopsis arenosa is the source of this 1513-nucleotide messenger RNA. NCBI's taxonomy places the organism in Eukaryota, Viridiplantae, Streptophyta, Magnoliopsida, Brassicales, Brassicaceae. The record is from the annotation of a GenBank genome assembly.